Molecule: messenger RNA, 1045 nt
Organism: Syzygium oleosum
Lineage: Eukaryota; Viridiplantae; Streptophyta; Magnoliopsida; Myrtales; Myrtaceae
Product: protein DOG1-like 4
Exons: 1
Coding region: 53-838 (261 amino acids)
Biological process (GO): DNA-templated transcription
Molecular function (GO): sequence-specific DNA binding
Source: RefSeq, a predicted model, not a curated record
UCUGCUGCAGAACCUCUCUCUCUGUAUCUCACUCUUUUGUUGUUGUUAUUCAAUGAGGACCCAAGCGGAGGAGAAGUUCUCGGACUACUUCGAGAAGUGGGUGUGUCGGCUCGAGGAGUACUGUCACCAGCUCCACAGCGCGUCCAGGGAGACCUCCAUCACCGAGCAGGAGCUCCGGGCCCUCGUCUCCAAGCUCACGGCCCACCACAAGGAGUACUACACCGCGAAGUGGGCGGCGGCGGCGGCUGCGGUGGGGGGCGGCGGCGACGACUUCUUCGCCUUCUUCUCGCCGCCGUGGUCGAGCCCGCUCGAGAACGCCUACUCCUGGCUCACCGGGUGGAAGCCCUCCACGGCGUUCCGCGUCCUCGAGGCGCUGCGGGCGCAGGGGGGCACCUUCGUGGCGGAGGACCAGAUGAAGAGGCUCGAGCAGCUGAGGGCCAAGAUCAGGCUCGAGGAGGAGAGGGUGGAGCGGGUGAUGGAGCGGCAGCAGGUCGGGGUGGCGGAGCGCAGGAUGGUCGAGCUCGCACGGCUCGCCGGCCGCCGGGGCGAGGCUGCGGUAACCGCAGCAGCUGGGGGCCAAGUGGACGUGCUCGUCGACGCGGCGAUAAAGGGCCUGGCGACCGGGCUGGAGCGGAUCAUGAAGGCCGCCGACUGCGUGCGGCUCAAGACGCUGAAGGGGGUGCUGGACGAGCUGAGCCCGGCGCAGUCCGUGGAGUUCCUGGCGGCGAUCUCGGCUCUCCAGGUGCAGCUGCGGCGGUGGGGGAAGAGGCGGCAGAGCCAAGUCGAGCACAGGUCGAGGGAGACUGCUAGCAGCUCGAGAAAGAGACGAGCUUUGUAAGAUAUCAUCAAGUGACGUUUCAAAGCUCGGUUCAGAGGCGGCAGAUUACUUUGACUUUUGGUGUUUUGGAUUUCGUAGGCAGCUUCGUAGGCGUGACAUUAUCUUUCCUUUUCUUUUGUAAAUCCGGUUUUGCUCAGUUUUAGUGUGGUUUGCUUACAUAAAUUUCGUUCGAGCUUUCUAUGUCGAAGCCUUUGUCUCGACCAUCUC